Messenger RNA from Anastrepha obliqua, 3268 nucleotides. RefSeq lists its product as uncharacterized. Lineage: Eukaryota; Metazoa; Arthropoda; Insecta; Diptera; Tephritidae. The transcript has 7 exons. The record is from RefSeq and is a predicted model, not a curated record. Gene Ontology annotation, cellular component: membrane. The coding region runs from base 39 to 911 and encodes 290 amino acids.
UAAAUCCAGAUUUACGCAGAAAUUUUCUAAAACCCAAGAUGCCUUGCUCAGCAGUUACGCUUUCUAUUGCAACAAUAUCCGCCAUUAUUGCAACUGCUUUAUUAGCAAUAGCGUUUUCUACAGAUAACUGGUUGUAUUAUGACGUCAAACGGAGUAAUAUUCAGAUGUUUGCUUCAAAACACUCUGAUGCGGAUGACUUAUUUAACAGCAUGAAUAAUAAAUAUUUUUACUAUACUCGAACAAGGGGAUUAUUCAGAAUAUGCUACCCAAAAGAAAGACCACCCCCAAAUUCAGUGCCAACAUAUUUAUCACCAAUAGAAACUCAUUGCUCGAAUGUAGACUAUUUUCCUCAGUGGGAUGAAGAAAAAGUUUCAAACGAAGACGCGAGUUCCAGACUCCACCUGGCUCGAUCGUGUAUUGCUUUGUUUGCUAUUAGCUUCAUCACAAUUUUCUGUGCAUUUUGGACUGGACUUUCUGGAUGUUGGAAACGGUCGUCUGGUGCUAUAACAGCUACAUCAAUUCUUUUAUUAGCAAGUUGUUUACUAUCAGCUGGUGCCAUGGGCUUGUGGCAUACUGUUGAAUUUUUUGAAAAAGAAAAGGUCGUUGGAGAAGACUAUUAUCAACAAUGGAAUACGGUGCUCAGAGAUAACACAAAAAUAUCAUACGAUUGGUCGUAUAUUAUUGCAUGGGCCGGAAUCGGUGCAUGCUUGCUAGCUGCAGUAUUGUUGUCAGCGGCUGCCAUCUGCUUAAGAAACGAACGCGAAAAAGAGGAACAGCUGAAUUUACAAUAUUUAAUGCCAGUUUAUUCACAGAAGCAACCGCCUUAUCCGCCGUAUGCUAGUUACCCACAACCGCAAAUAUAUCCAGGGCCAUAUUACCACGGGUCUCAGUAUGGACCAUAUAACUACUAAUUUUCAAAACUAUAGAUUAAGAAAAUUUUAUCACAUUAGCAAAAAAUAAUAUGAAAAUACCAUUAUGUAUAUUAUUAAUAUGCUUACUUAUUUCUAUCAAUAUAUUAUGCAGUCAUCAGGAAUGUUUCAACGUAAAGUUAAAUUAAGGAUAAGGGUAUAUUAACGAUAUUUACAAACAUAUUCAAACGCAAAUAAUUUUCAGCACCUGUUGUAUUUUCUUAAAGGUACAUUUACACGAGGCGAUUUUCUAAGCGAAUCUACAUCACUUUCAACAAAAUCGCCUGCAAGGAGAAUCCAUUCAAGAUGUUAUCAGCAGAAAAGCUGAUUUAAUUUUUUUGUUUGCUUUAGCUUUGGAAUUCACAAAAAGGAGCUCUUUAUUAACAUAUUGUUUGUUUACAUUUACAUUUGAAAAUUCGACAUAGUGUUGUGAAAAUUUAUUUCAAUAGAACGAAGAAAAGGUGUCGUUUAAAUAUUUGCAAGUGUGUUUUGGAACAGAAAUGAAUAAUUUAUCCUAUUCCCGAAUGAUUCCGUUGGCCCAUGACAUGUUAAAUUAUUGUGGAUAGUCUUCCAUCCAAUCAUACUAUACAAUUACUCGUAUGACUUGGAAUGCAUCCCCGUACCUCAUCGAAUUUUCCAGUAAUUUUGGAACUAAUCGAGGGAACAUACCUCGAGUUGAUUGUGGCAUAUCUUCAGUUAUUUUACCUUUGCAGUCAUUUGCAUUUAUAAAAACAACAAUGCGUUAGAGCAGUUAAAACAAUGCCUGAAAAUAAAUUAUUUCUGUCAAAGCGAACUCAUUCGUCUUAGAAAUAAUCAGUUUCGUUUGACAACCUGAAGGCCAAAAGCAAAAACAAAAUACAUUAUAUAUUUUGACCAAUACAAUAAUCAAUAUUUUUAUUUUUGUGCGAAUACUGUCAUCUUGAAUACAUUCGCCUUUGUCAAGUUUGUUCUAAUUUUCCAGAAAGUGAUAAAAUCGCUUGCCCCUUGACGAUUUUUUGUCUAUUCAACUUUGUUUACUCUUGUUGUGAGCUUGAAAAUUCAAACAAACAAAUUAUCAGAAAUACCCAUCAAAUCACUCUGACGAACAUAUUUUCUGACCCAUUGCCCUGUCUUAUUUGCUGGCGUAGUUUUACAAAUCUUUUCUCUGUUCAUAUUUAAUGCUUUUCUAACUUUUGUCGCCUGUUUAAAUGCGCGUGUGUGAGCAAUUUUUCUAGCAACUUUUCAGACGGUGUUGAUCGCUUACAAAGUAGCCUCAUGCAAAUGCAUCUUAAAUGAAUGAAAUUAAAUUUCAAACGAAUUCCGCCCUCUUUCAAAGGCGAAUCUGUACAAAGUGGUGUUGUUUCAUCAGCUUAUUGGUGCUAGAUUGUCAAAAUGAGAGUAUUUGUAUCAUCUAUCCCUUUUCUUUCUGCAGCCGAAAUUUGAUCAUCAAAUGUAUGUAUUUAUAAAAAAUCAAUAUGACCGUGUAUAGAUUCACCUUGCCUUUUUUUAUCCUUAUAAUUUCUUUAUAAUUGAGACGUUUAAGCAGAGGAACAUAAUAAUAUGUGGAGUAAAAAUAUUUCAUGCAGGUGUGGAAACAAACAGAUAAAUAUUAUAUAUUUACAUAAUUACCAUAGCCUCAACUGGAGUUUUUCUGGGUAUGCAGUUGUAUAGCCUAUUGAAUUUUUAAGGAAUUCAAAGAUUUUUUCACAAUUUGUUUUGUUAACGGUGCAACAAUCUUUUUUCAACAACCAAAAAAUGGCGCAAAAUUAAUUAUCCAACUAUUAAAUAUCCAACUAUUAACUAAAUAAAAAAAAUUAUUUCGAGAGAUGGAAAUCUUUAUUUUAACCUUUACGCGCUCCAUUCCUUGCUUGUUGUUAUGUUGUAGCUGUUUAGUUCACAAGCGUCAAACAUUAUUGACAUACGACACCAUUUUCAAAAAUUAUAAAUCCGGAUAGGGUACUUCAUCCAAUGUGCUAUAAACCUGCAUACCUAAAAAAUUCUUGUUAAGAAGUUCAAAGUUUCGAAAAACAUUGUGCAAAGCUUGAAACUUUGCGCUACGUGGUUUUGUUGUGGUAUGAGCUAUAUUUUUAUAAAGAAUAGUGGUGUAUUUAUAAUUUGAUAUACAUAUAUGGAAAGAAAUCGUAGGGGUACGAAUUAAUAGCGGUUAGGAAAAGUAUAUUUUGCAUAAAUAUAACCGAUUUCAAAUGAAAAUUUUCCUAAAUGAAAUUGUAUUGCUGAUAAGUAAAGCAUGAAAUUAUUUUACCAUUAAUAUUUAUUUUUUGUAUAUUCUAUACUGUACUCAUUCUAUAAUAAUACCAGACAUCAUAUAGAAUGAAAAUCAAAGACAUAUUUUCACCAAUUACAUUAUUGAAAUACUUAAA